Messenger RNA from Dioszegia hungarica, 840 nucleotides. RefSeq lists its product as uncharacterized. NCBI's taxonomy places the organism in Eukaryota, Fungi, Basidiomycota, Tremellomycetes, Tremellales, Bulleribasidiaceae. The transcript has 4 exons. Bases 1 to 840 code for a protein of 279 amino acids. The record is from RefSeq and is a predicted model, not a curated record.
AUGCUUCAGCUCAUCUCGGCAGCCACCCUCUUCCUUACGCAACUCGCACACGCUGCGGUGCUAGCCAUCCCGGUCACACACCCUCUUCCUCUCGUCUACACAUUCGACGCACAAAUCACUGCAGCUGGCCAUGGCGCCGAGAUUCAGGGAACUCAGGCGGCGGGAGAUGAGGCUAGACGGGUGUUCGCCACCCGAGAUGAGCCAGCGAGUGGGAUCAGCGGAGGCGCUAUUGGCGGUAUCAUUGCAGCCGUCUUUAUCGUCCUGAUCAUCGGUACCCUCCUCAUCGUCAGGUCCCGUCGAACCGGCCAAGGCCCGCAAGCGAUCAGCCGCCCCACCUUCCUCCAUCACCCGCCGAAAGCCCCUAUCUACCCCCAUCCCCAAGCCUACGUUGGGCAGUACUCUCCUCCUCCCGCCUACAGCCACCCUGCCCAGCAGCAACCCUACUACCCUGCCAUUCAGCAUGGCCAAGUGCAGAUGCCCCAGACGGUCCACCUGGGUACGAGGGGCAGCUACUACAUGCCGGCUGUGCAGCAGCAGCAGCAGCAGCAUAUGACAGAGGAGCAGAGGGGAGUGAGGUUCGGGCUUGUUGGGACAUCGACACCCCAGCACAUAUCGUACCACCUGCGCGAUCGGCAUACGAAAUCUAGCGGUCAUGGCAACUCGUCUCUUUACUUCCCGGUUACGCUUCUUCCUGCCUAUCGUGACGACCUCCAUGACGACGACCAACGAUUGCGCCAGGCUCCUUUCCGACGUACCGGACCGACGUGUUGUGGAGGAGGAUGGUCCAGAGUGUCUGAAGACGGGGGCUUGGUGGAGCGAGGGGCUCAAUCCGGAGGGUGA